Drosophila grimshawi is the source of this 1418-nucleotide messenger RNA. RefSeq names its product serine protease snake (gene snk). Gene Ontology annotation, biological process: proteolysis. The coding region runs from base 111 to 1418 and encodes 435 amino acids. Lineage: Eukaryota; Metazoa; Arthropoda; Insecta; Diptera; Drosophilidae. The transcript is spliced from 4 exons. The record is from RefSeq and is a predicted model, not a curated record. Gene Ontology annotation, molecular function: serine-type endopeptidase activity.
AUCGUUUUGUUGCUCAGCUUUCGAUGCGCAGCUGACUUUUAAUAUUAUUAAUUAAUCUCGCCAAGUACAAAUGCGUGAAAAACAAAGCCAAAGCACAGACAAAUGCAGAAAUGCUAAUUUUGUCAACAACCGUCAGUCUGCAAUGGAUGUGUUUACUGCUACAAAUGCAGGCGCUAAAUGCGCUCGAUGCCUUUGAGAUAGUUAAUUACCAAACCACAAAGUAUACGUUUGCCAAGCCAUGGCCACAGGAGGCAUCUGCCGACGAAGUUGAUGGAGUGGGCGGAGCAGAAGGAGCAGUGGACCACAACGAUCUGGAAGAGAGCUAUCUUAAAUUCGACAACGAUGACGAGCUGCGAACUGCAGCGCCAACUCAGCCGUUGCUGGUGGAGGGCGCCUUUUGCCGGCGCAGCUUCGAUGGGCGCAGCGGCUACUGCAUCCUGGCGUAUCAGUGUCUGCAUGUCAUACGCGAGUAUCGGGUGCAUGGCACCCGCAUUGACAUCUGCAUGUAUCGCAAUAAUGUGCCGGUUAUCUGUUGCCCACUGGCAGACAAGCAUGUCCAUACGCAGCGUAUCAGUGCCACCAAAUGCCAGGAGUAUAAUAGCGCAGCGCGGGGACUGCGCCUGGGCGACACCGGACGCAGCUUCUCGGGCAAACAGUGUGUGCCCAGUGUGCCACUUAUUGUGGGUGGCACGCCCACGCGUCACUCUCUAUUCCCGCACAUGACAGCUCUGGGUUGGACACAGAGCGACGGCGAUAUCAAAUGGGGCUGCGGCGGCACGCUGAUCAGUGAGCUUUACGUGCUGACAGCGGCCCAUUGCGCCACAUCGGGUAGUAAACCACCUGACAUGGUGCGAUUGGGUGCCCAGGAGCUCAAUGUCAGCAGUCCCUGGCAGCAGGACAUUAAAAUACUUAUGAUUAUACUGCAUCCCAAGUAUCGGUCGUCCUCCUACUACCACGAUAUAGCGCUACUUAAGCUGACCAAGCGUGCCCAGCUGUCGGAUCGUGUGCGCCCAGCAUGCUUGUGGCAAAUAUCCGAUUUGCAUAUCAGAUCUGUGGUGGCCACGGGCUGGGGACGCACCGAAUUCCUGGGCGCCAAGUCGAACACAUUGCGCCAGGUCGAACUCGAUAUGAUAAAGCAGCAGCGUUGCAAGCAGAUCUAUCGCAAGGAACGUCGUAUGCCAAAUGGUAUCAUUGAUUCACAGUUCUGUGCAGGCUAUCUGCCUGGUGGGAAGGAUACGUGUCAGGGCGACUCCGGCGGACCGUUGCAUGCGGUGUUGCCCGAAAACAAUUGCGUCGCCUUCGUUGUGGGCAUAACAUCAUUUGGCAAAUUCUGUGCGGCGCCCAAUGCCCCCGGUGUCUAUACUAAGCUCUUCAAUUACUUGGAUUGGGUUGAGAAGAUUGUAUUUAAAAAGCAUUAG